CAGCGACUUGCUCGUCUCCAGCCAGAGCCGUUUCGCUCCCGAACGCAAUGCCGACCUGGCCUCGCGCCAUCGUCUCUCAUGCCCGCUGCAAACUCCUCGCCGCCAACCGCCUCUGGCCCCUUCAUGGGAAUCCCAAAGCUCCUCCACGACCUUGAGGUGUUCUCGAGGCUGCUGCUGUCGCACCCCAGCCCGUUCUCCGAUAUCGAAUGUCGUCUGCUUGCAAAAUCCAUCAUUGCCAGCGCCGCGGCGAACAGCCCGCUGCUCUGUGUCGAAAGCCUCGGUCGUGCCCAUUUAUCCGAUCCCACAGGCAUCGCCUUCGACUCCACCGAUCCACUGGGCCCAUCCCAGUUCAGGACCAUUUCGGUCUCGUAUGCGGCCCUCAAGUUCCGCAGAAUCAUGUGCGUCUCGGAAACAGGCAUCUUCCACACCGCCCUCUUGCCGUCGUCCCCGACCCGGCGCAUCGCCGGCGAUGGCGGAUUCGGCCCGGUUGGCCAGCGCUCCUCGACCCUGACCAUCCAGAUCGAGGCCCGUCCAGGCCCAGAGACCGGUCUCUUUGUCGGGUGGCUGUUUCUGAUCCUGGAGGACUCCACGAUCGUGGCCCGUCCGCUCUGCAUCACCGUCGUCACCCUCGUCGACCACUUCCCGUUCGACGUCUACUCCAAGCCCUUCAUUCCGGGCUUCCUCCUCGACAUCAAUGCCCUCCCCGCCAUGAAGCGGGUGGGCUUUCCUCCACCCGGACCUCUGCCAGAUCUCUAUCGGUCCCAGAUUACGCCACCACAAGCGCUGGGCCCUGUCAUCCAGAGCUCGCUUCGGCGCUGCGACUACGAUCCGAGUCUCUCCAACUACUCCUUGUUCUUCAACAAUCUCAUCCGCCUUGUCAUGCUUGAACUGGAGGUGCGCAAGGUCGAUAUCCAGUCCUUCAACCUAUAUGCGGUCCCAAUAUCCAAAUUCAAAGACAGCGACAACUUGUAUGAGAUUGUUGUCCAGGGCCUGAACGAGCGGUCCUGGUACAUCGCCAUCGGUGACAUUGCGCGCAUUCGUCGAGUGCCCUUCGAUGGCGUGGAGUUUGAGGCAUAUGUUUACUCCCUCCACCGGAGAACGAACCGGGUGUUUGUACAGCUCCCGUUCCAGCCAGAGCCUACCGCAGCAUUCAACGUCGUAUUUGACUUUGGCAGCCAGUACAUGCAGAGCAUGAUCGCCAGCAUCAAUCGGAUCUCGAACUGGGUUCUCGAGUGCAAACUGCGCGACGACGAGCGCGGCGACACAUAUCUGACGGAAAUAGCUCGCUCGCUGCUCUUUCCUGGUCUCGAGGACGGACAAGAGUCUGUCACCGAUCCGUGGCAGAUCCAGCUCGAGCUCUUCGAUGAGAUGCUCAACUGGGAACAGCAGAAGGCUGUCCAGCUGAUUGUCGACCGAAGCUACGGAAAUGUUCCAUUCGUGAUAUGGGGCCCGCCUGGAACCGGCAAAACCAAGACCCUGAUCGAAACCAUCCUGCAAAUCCUCAACCGCCACCCCGAUUCCCACCUGCUCGUCUGUGCACCCAGUCAUUCUGCUUGCGACACAAUCACCCACCGACUGAUACCCCGCCUCGGCCCCGACAAGCUCUUCCGGUUCCUGUCCUCCCAGCGACUCUUCAACGAGGUGCCGCAGCCCAUCCUUCCUUACUGCCACUCAACCAGCAACUACUUUGACAUUCCCCCGAUCGCCAAGUUCAUGAGCUUCCAAGUUGUCGUGGCCACGUGCCAAGAUGCAUUCAUGCUCCUCCAAGCGGGGCUGUCGAACCGCGAUCUCGCACAGUCCUAUGUCAGCUACCACUCGAACCUCCAUCUGCUUUGGCCGCACCUGCACCCGGUUCCCGACCCCUUCAUGAAGCCACACUGGUCCCAUCUGCUGAUCGACGAGGCCGGCCAGGCAUCCGAGGCAGAGACCAUGAUUCCCCUUUCAUGCGUCACGUUCUUCCCUCCGAACGCAACGCACGCACGGUCCUUCUCGCCGUGCCAGGUAGUCCUGUGCGGCGACCACAUGCAGCUCGGCCCCAUGGUACGUUCAAAGGAUGCCCGCGAUGGCAGGUUCCACAUAUCGUGGCUGGAGCGGUGUAUGGCCUCGGAGCUGUACCGAAACCACCUCUUCCGCGAGCAAAACCCAGGCUCUCCGCUCGAACGGUCCCCAAAGUCGGCAGAGAAGAAGAAGCGGGGCAUGUAUUUUGUCCCGCCGUUCGUGAACCUGGUCAAGAACUACCGGUCCCAUCCAUCCAUCCUGAUGAUGCCGAGCCACAUGUUCUACAAUAACACUCUGGAAGCCUGUGCUUCCGAGUCCGUCACCACUUCGCUGCAGUACCUGUCGUUCCUUCCCAACCCCAAGUUCCCGAUCCAGUUCAUCGGCGUCGACGGCCUCGACUGCUGCAACGGCGAAAACGCCUCGUGGUGGAACGGCAACGAGAUCAGCAAAGUGGUCGAGGUCAUCGAAUCGAUCCUGCAAGAGUCAAACCAACGCAGCCUCGUGGACUUUGAGAGCCUUACUCUGGCUGACUUUGGAGUCAUCAGCCCGUUUCGCGAACAGGUGUAUCGCAUCCGUGAGGUCCUGCGAAGCCGUGGCUUGGGUGCGAUUGAUGUUGGCCGUAUCGAGGAUUACCAAGGCAUGGAGCGAAAGGUCAUCAUCCUGAGCACCGUCCGCAGCCGCAAGCGCUUCCUUCAAGAGGAUAUCGACAUGGACCUGGGUGUCGUCCACUUUCCCAAGAGAUUGAACGUGGCCAUCACGCGCUCGAUGAGUCUCCUGGUUGUCAUUGGCAACCCAAACCUACUUGCGGUUGAUCGAAACUGGCGCAGACUCAUCGAGUUUUACCUGCGCAACAAGGUGUACACGGGCUCUGCGCCGCCUAUCCAGUCCAAACUGGCGGCCGAAGCAGAAGCCGAGGUCGAGGCCGAGAGUGGCGGUGGCGACAGUGGUGACGGUGACGGUGACCAGCUCGCCUCCGUCACCUCGCAGAUGGGCACGCUGGAGCUCUCCCACAACCUGCACCAGAAACUGCAGAACCUCCCUGGUGGUCGUGUCUUGGGCGGUGGACUCCAAAACGACGACGAUAUCAUGUGGAUGACGCAGGAGGGCACGCAGGAGAUUCUCGAGAGCAUCCUGCACCAAGAUAUCCCGCUCGAAUAGACAUCCCGAAGCUGCCGCGCUCCCAGAGCUGAGGAGAAGGGAGGGUCAAACGGGAUAUGCUACAGCCGGGAACGAAGGGACCGGAACAUGACUUUCGACUGGGGCUCCUGGCCUGUUUGCAUCGCCGAUCGACAUCGCCUGGGCUUGGCGGAUGGCUUCGAGUUCCUGUUCGCCACUGCUCACUGGGAGUUGUAUCUCGGAGUGCACU
Molecule: messenger RNA, 3364 nt
Organism: Polychytrium aggregatum
Lineage: Eukaryota; Fungi; Chytridiomycota; Chytridiomycetes; Polychytriales
Product: P-loop containing nucleoside triphosphate hydrolase protein
Exons: 12
Coding region: 79-3156 (1025 amino acids)
Molecular function (GO): 5'-3' RNA helicase activity; RNA binding
Source: RefSeq, a predicted model, not a curated record